AUGAAUCAGGUACUGGUCGUCGGAGCCACUUCAGGAAUCGGUCUCGCUCUUUCGGAGAAGAUGUUAUUGGAAGGCGUUACCAAAAUCGUAGCACUCGGUCGUCGUCAAGAAAAAUUAGAUGAUUUACAGCAGAAACAUGGAGAGUCUAAAGUAUCAACUGUGAAAUUCGAUAUCACGAAUCUUGAGGGUAUUCCCAAGAUGAUCGAAGGACUUCUUAAAUCCAAUCCAGCACUUGACUGCGCAUUCCUCAAUAGCGGUAUUCAACGCUCUCUCGAUUUCACAAAACCCGAAUCUAUCGAUCUUGAAUUAAUAUCUUCUGAAUUCACUACUAAUUAUCUCUCCUAUGUGCAUCUUACUAAAGCGCUUCUCCCACAUUUACAAAAAAGAGCAAAGGGUGGCGAAGAUGCAGGAUUGAUAUUUACAACGAGUGGGUUGGCACUAGUGCCGAUUUUGAGAUGUGGAAAUUAUUGUGCUAGUAAGGCUGCUAUGCAUCAUUUGAUUUUGGUUAUGAGGGAGCAGUUGAGAGAUUUGGGUGAGGAGGAUGUUGAUAAUGAUAAUGAGAGACGGGGGAAAGGGACUUCAGGGAGUAAGGAAAAGAAUGGUGUGAGGGUUGUGGAAAUUUAUCCGCCUUCGGUACAGACGGAACUUCAUGAUGAGAAACAUCAGCCGGAUAUUAAGAAUGGGAGGGAUAUAGGAAUGCCGUUGGAUGAGUUUACGGAGGAGGCGUGGAUGGGGUUGGAGAGGGGUGAUGAGGAUAUUCCGGUCGGGACGACGUUGAGGGGUUUUGGGUAUGAGGUGGUUGAAUUGGGGAGGAAGAAGUUGUUUGGGGAGAUGAUGGAGAAGAUGAAGGGCUAG
Molecule: messenger RNA, 855 nt
Organism: Sclerotinia sclerotiorum 1980 UF-70
Lineage: Eukaryota; Fungi; Ascomycota; Leotiomycetes; Helotiales; Sclerotiniaceae
Exons: 2
Coding region: 1-855 (284 amino acids)
Molecular function (GO): oxidoreductase activity
Source: RefSeq, a predicted model, not a curated record